Hordeum vulgare subsp. vulgare (domesticated barley) is the source of this 3275-nucleotide messenger RNA. RefSeq lists its product as uncharacterized. Bases 183 to 3011 code for a protein of 942 amino acids. Lineage: Eukaryota; Viridiplantae; Streptophyta; Magnoliopsida; Poales; Poaceae. The transcript has 21 exons. The record is from RefSeq and is a predicted model, not a curated record. Gene Ontology annotation, molecular function: protein binding; DNA binding.
UCCCCUCUCCCCGCUGCGUCCACUCACCACUCCACCGCCGCUCUCAUCGCCAAGAUCCCCUCCGGCAGCAAAUAUUUUCUUGAUUCUCCCUCCACCCACACCUUGAUCGCCCCCCGAUCCCUAAAUUCCCCCGCCGGCUUCGCCCGCCUCCGUCCCGUCCCGUCCCGGAGCCGGCGCGCGGGAUGGGGAAGAGGAAGGCCGCGAGGCCCCGUAGCGGCGCGGGUGGGAGCGUGCCGCGGCCGGUGAGCGAGGGCGAGACCGAGACCGAGCCCGAGCCCGAAGGGGAGGAGGGCGACUUCUGCUUCGUCUGCAAGGACGGCGGCCACCUCCGCCUCUGCGACUACAGGAACUGCAACAAGGCUUACCAUCCCAAUUGCGUGGAAAAGGAUGACGAUUUCCUCAAUUCAGACGAGGACUUCAUAUGUGGUUGGCACACAUGCUGUAUCUGCAAAGGGCGUUCAUACUAUCGGUGCCUCUGCUGUCCGGUUAAAUCGGUUUGUUGUGAUUGCCGGAGAGAAAUAGACUUUGUCCAAGUCGGAAGAAGGCAAACAAAGGGAUUAUGCGCCAAUUGUCUAAGGCUGGCAAUUAUGAUUGAGAAUAAUAUCCAAGUCGACUCUGAUGGGGAGAGGGUUGAUUUCAGUGACAGGUCGACUGUUGAAUUUUUGUUUAAGGAGUACUGGGAGAUAAUUAACAAGAAAGAGAGCUUGACAUUGGAUAACCUUCAAGAAGCUUAUGGUAGUUUAAAUGAUGGCCCGAAUCACAUGUCAGAUUCUGAGAAUUCUCCUAAAGUAAAGGACAGUUCAGAUGAUGAUUUCUUGGGCAAUAUUGAUGGUGGUGAUGAUGAGCCAAUUUGCCCAUCUAAUUUAAAUGGAACAUCAAAUAAAGUGAAACCCUUUCUGAAGCAAGCAAAAUCAAAGAAGAAUGUGUAUGUUGGCUGGGGUUCAAAAGAGCUAAUUGGAUUCCUUGAAUCAAUAGGCAAAGAUACAUCCAAAUCUCUAGAUCAAUUUGGUGCUGCCGAAGUUGUCAAGGAGUACAUUCGACAGAAGGGUCUUUUGCAGAAAGAUAAGAAAAAGCAUGUCAUAUGUGAUGAGAGACUCAAGCAAUUGUUUAGGAAAUCAAAUAUUAAGUACAACAAGAUAUAUAGCUUGCUCGAGAGGCAUAUUGCUGCAAAUGACACAUCUGAGGAUGAAACAUUUGCCAGUUCUGAGGAUAACAGUGAUUCAUGUAUGAAAAAGAGAACUCGGACCAUGACCUCUGAGUUCACUACUUCGAAAGGGAUCUCUGAAAGAAACAAGAGAUGCUUUGCUUCUCUUGUUUGCGACAACAUUAAGUUGAUCUAUUUGAGGAAAUCUUUAGUUAUGGAUCUGCUAAAGCAGCCUGAGGCAUUUGAAAAUAAAGUUAUUGGCUGUUUUGUUAGAGUAAAGAAUGACCCCAAAGACUAUAGUUACCACAAGCCUAAAGCAUUGUACCAGCUUGGACAAGUAACUGGCAUUAGGAAAUCCUCAGAAGAAUACAAGGUAAAGGACAUGUCUACAAAUAUGCUUUUGUGCGUUUCCAGCUGCUGGUCUGAAGUCAAAAUUUCUAUGUUAUCAGAAGAAGAUUUGGGGGAGGAUGAAUGUGAAGAUUUUCGUCUGUUCGUCCAGAAAGAAAACUCUAAAAGGCUCACUGUUGCUGAACUUGAGGAAAAAGCGAGAAGUGUACACAGAGACAUAGUCACUCAUUGGAUCGAUAAAGAACUUAAGAGACUGGACAAAUUAAUUGAAUUGGCCAAUGAAAAAGGUUGGCGCUGCGAGAAGUAUGAGUACAUUGAUAAGAGACAGCUAUUGCGCUCGCCAUCCGAAAGACAACGUCUUCUUGAAGAGGUCCCUCGAGUUAUUCCAGAUUUGGAAGAUAAUAAAGACACAAAAUUAUUAGUCGCAGCAUCGGAGAUGUCUUUUCAGAUGAAUACAGCUACUUUAGAAGGUGCCAGUGGGGAGAGAGUUGUUUGCUCGGAAAGAUACUCAGAAGAAUCUAAAGGUGCCAACGGGGAGAAAGCUGUUCGUUUGACACGUUGCUCAAAAGAAAAGCCUAGAGGAGCCAAUGUGAGAGCUGUUUGCUUGAGAAGUUGCUCAGACGACAAAUAUAAAGGUGGCAAUGAGGUGAUAGCUGUUUGCUUGAGAAGUUGCUCGGAAGACAAAUAUGAAGGUGGCAAUGACGCGAGAGCUGUUUGCUUGAAAAGUUACUCAGAAGGUGCCGAUGAGAAAGCUGCUCACAUGAAAAGUUUCUCUGAACAAAAAACUAAGGCCUUGUUUGGUACUAGUGUUUUGGAGGAGAUUGGUGAGGAUAAUCCUCCAAGGGAUUGGGUGAAACCCCAACCAUCACCCAAUUCCUUCAAAUCCCCAUUUAUCCCCAAUACACUAGGUGCCAGUGAGGUCAGAGCUGUUUCCUUAGAAAGUUGCCUGGAAGAAAAUUCUAAAGGUGCCAAUGAGGAAGCUGCUUGCCUGAAAAGUUGCUGUGAAGAAAAACCUGAAGGUGCCAACGACAGCAGAGCUGUUUCCUUAUCCUUAAAAAGUUGUCCAGCAGAAAAUUCUAAAGCUACUGAAGGUGACACUGAUACACCGAGAACGCGUGUUCAAAAUCAGGGCACUGCAGGUAGUGAAGACAAUGCUGCUGGUGAUAAAUUGGGAGCAAGUGCCCAGAAGCAGGGUGCUGAAGCUGGCAUCCCAACCGAAGUAAUCAACAUUGAUGGCGACGAAGAUGGUUUGGCGCAUGAUGAAGGUGCAAACGUGGUUGUUGUUGAUAUGGAUGCCGAUGAGUCUGGGAAUACUCAUGUGGCGCAACGCAAGACAAGGCAGGCAGACAUGUGGCAUUACAGGGAUCCUUUUGGUGACGAGCAAGGCCCUUUCUCUAUAGGGUUGUUGGAUGGUUGGAACGAACAAGGUUACUUCGAUGACGACUUCAGGGUCUGGAGAGUCGGUCAGUCUAGCGACUCUGCCAUCUUGCUCAAGGAUGCUCUGCGCCUGAAGCGCUGAGAAGGAUGGCGGCUACUUGGGGCUCUCAUGCGGUAGCAAGUUAGUUAGACGCAUGUGUGCUAUCUCAGAGUGAAAGAGGGGGCUUCUCUUGUAAUAUAUUCCAGCCCAGACUCUCCUAGUUGGCUCGUAAUAUUAUGGUGGGAGGACCAGUUGAGACUUACAUUACCUGGUCCUAUGAAACUUUGGCCUCUGCUGUGAAUUGUGGGAUGGACAUAAGUUGGUUUCAGAGGUUGAUGCAAGUUUAUGUCUAAACAUGUUCGGUUA